AUUAAAAAAAAAUAAAAUUUAAACAUAAUUUCAAAUAACGCCCUAAUAAGCAGAGUUACGGAUUUUUCUCCCAAAAGUUUACCAGUUUUGUUUAUAAAACUAAACGUAAAUAAACACAAAUUGUAUAAAAAUUUUCGAAAUUUUUUUUACAAAACGCCAGUUUUAAACAUAAUAUAUGGUAAUGGCAGAGAUUGGUGGCCAUUUGGCUCACCAGCUUCCCUUGCACAAUCACAAUCAAACUGGAUUACAACCGUCGCUGGUGAUGAACCAUCACCUGGAUUUAGAUUGUCAUGGACAUGAUGUUAUAAAAAAACAACGUCUAUCCUUAUGUGUGGGUUGUGGUGGGCAAAUUCAUGAUCAGUAUAUCCUGCGUGUAGCACCCGAUUUAGAAUGGCAUGCAGCCUGUCUUAAAUGCCAAGAAUGUCGGCAAUUUUUAGAUGAAAGUUGUACGUGUUUUGUGCGUGAUGGCAAGACAUACUGCAAACGCGAUUAUGUUAGAUUAUUUGGUACUAAAUGUGAUAAAUGCGGUAAUUCCUUUAGUAAAAAUGACUUUGUGAUGCGUGCUAAAACGAAAAUAUUCCAUAUAGAAUGUUUUCGCUGUUCAGCAUGUGCGAGACAAUUACUGCCAGGUGAUGAAUUUGCGUUAAGAGAUGGUGGCAUUUUAUAUUGCAAAGAAGAUCAUGAUGUAUUAGAAAAAUCCUCCCAAAGUAGUUUAACUUCAUCCUCUAUAGAGAGCAACAAUAACAAUAGCUGUAGUAAUAAUAACAAUCAUUCAAGUCUUAGUAAUAAUAAUCAUUCCAGCGAAUUGGGUUCAAUGUCAGAUUCUGGCAGCGAAUCGGGCUCACAUAAAAGUAUUAGGGAAAAAAGACCAUCGGGACCAUCGGAUGGUAAACCAACCAGAGUAAGAACUGUGCUCAACGAAAAGCAAUUACAUACAUUAAGAACCUGCUAUAAUGCUAAUCCGCGACCUGAUGCGCUCAUGAAAGAGCAACUGGUGGAAAUGACAAGUCUUUCACCACGCGUCAUACGAGUGUGGUUUCAAAAUAAACGCUGUAAAGAUAAAAAGAAAACCAUACAAAUGAAAUUGCAAAUGCAACAGGAAAAGGAGGGUCGCAAACUGGGCUAUGGUGCUAUGCAGGGUAUACCUAUGAUAGCCAGUUCACCGGUUAGACAUGAUUCUCCUUUGAACCUGCAGGGCAUCGAUGUGCAAACAUAUCAACCGCCAUGGAAAGCUUUGUCCGACUUUGCCCUUCAUGCUGAUCUCGAUAGCAAUGGUGCCAUCAACACCCAUACACCAGCAUUUCAACAACUAGUCAAUCAGAUGCAUGGUUAUGAUAUGAAUGGUAUGCCACCCUUGCAGGCCCAUCAACAGGGACCACACCCGCAACCACCAGGUCAUCAAAUGAACGGGCCACCCGGUGGCAGUAUGGACUCAGGAAUUACCUCACACCAUCAUCCGGACAGUACAGAUUCCUAUGUGACCUAUCUGGAGAGCGAAGACAAAACCAAACUAAUGUUGACACCAUCAUCAUCCACCUCCUCCUCCUCCUCCAAUUGUGCAUCAGCAGCAUUAUCGGCCUCAACGUCAGCCACCACAUCCAUAUCAUCACCGCCUACAACAAGCUCUUUUGGGUUUGCCGUUAUAAACAACAACAACAGCAGCAGUAUCCACCAUAGAAAUAGUGACAUUUCCUGUAUCUCGGCACCUAUGCAAAUGCCUUCGGCCACGGAGCAGUUAUUGCAGAUGCUACAAAAAGUAACCGGCGGUCCGACAUCACCACCAUCACAACAAACGCAUCCAUUAGGCCACAUUACAAAUUCAACCGGAGUGCUGUGAACUUGAUGAGUGCGUAAUGGCGGUCAAAAUCAGGGCCCGUGCAAUACAACCAACAAUUAAUAAUACAAACACAUUUUUGCAAAUCAUCCUCGUUCUCUCACACACCCUCUCUCUAUCUCUCUCUCUUUUCAACGAGAUUGGAAAUUUGUUUAUUUUCAAUUUCUAUUUGAAAUCUAACCUCAAAAAUUGUACCAAAAAUUUAAUAUUUGAAAUAUUAGAGGAAAUUAAGAAAGUUGAUUAGUUAAACAAGAAAAUAUUAACAAAUAAAAAAAAUUAGGGACAUUUAAAUUUAGACUUCAAUAUUGUUGUUUUAUCAUUUUAAUUUGUAACAGUUUUCGUUUAAACAGAGCGAAGAAGUUUUAAAAUCAGUUUCUUAAAAUAAAAUGGCUUCUUUAAAGUU
Molecule: messenger RNA, 2237 nt
Organism: Calliphora vicina (urban bluebottle blowfly)
Lineage: Eukaryota; Metazoa; Arthropoda; Insecta; Diptera; Calliphoridae
Gene: tup
Product: LIM1_Isl and LIM2_Isl domain-containing protein tup
Exons: 9
Coding region: 176-1837 (553 amino acids)
Biological process (GO): axonogenesis; neuron fate specification; positive regulation of transcription by RNA polymerase II
Molecular function (GO): DNA binding; DNA-binding transcription factor activity, RNA polymerase II-specific
Source: RefSeq, a predicted model, not a curated record